Molecule: messenger RNA, 717 nt
Organism: Cutaneotrichosporon cavernicola
Lineage: Eukaryota; Fungi; Basidiomycota; Tremellomycetes; Trichosporonales; Trichosporonaceae
Exons: 3
Coding region: 1-717 (238 amino acids)
Source: RefSeq, a predicted model, not a curated record
AUGUCUGCCAAGCAGCACCAACCUUCCCCACCUAUCGACUGCGACGGCACCAGCACGUUUACCACCGAUCUCAAGUACGACACUGUAGGUGCCGAGUACAUUGUCAUUACCUCGGACAAAAUCGCUUUCGGUCUCACUGAAUUCGUGGUCCGACACAGCAACACGCUCUGGCACCAGGCCACACAGCUCCCCAACGACACAACCCCCUUGUUCUACCUCGAAGAACCCGCUAUCGAGCAUUCUGAUGCUGUCCGUCUCCUUCUGGACAUCCUCCACGGCUACCGCCUUCCUUCGUGGGACGACGACGCGUGGCCCUCCCACAAUCUCAUCCUGUCUACGCUCAAGCUCGCCCGUAAGCAUGAGUUCGCCACCCCUUACGCUCUUAUCGUCUCGUACAUCCAUAACCUCGUCGACCGGCGUGGGGAGAAGUCUCGUCACCUUGCAGGCAUGUUCCGCGUCGCUACCUUACUCGACGACGAGGACCUCGCCACGCUGUGCGUGUCGCGCAUGGCGGAGGAGUUUAGUCUUGCGGACAUCGACGUCGCCAACUGGUCCCCCGACCUUGUCGUCGGGCUUCCCAUCGCUUACGUCUGGGCCUUCAUCCGCGCUGUGCCCAUGCGCCGCGCUCUAGGCGCCAACGGGUCGGUUGGCGUAGACAUUGCCGGAGUGGAGAAUACCUUUCGUGCCAGCUUGCGUGCUGUCAAGGGUAGGCCAUGA